Molecule: messenger RNA, 2330 nt
Organism: Condylura cristata (star-nosed mole)
Lineage: Eukaryota; Metazoa; Chordata; Mammalia; Eulipotyphla; Talpidae
Gene: SNX18
Product: sorting nexin 18
Exons: 2
Biological process (GO): cleavage furrow formation; endosomal transport; mitotic cell cycle
Cellular component (GO): cytoplasmic vesicle; plasma membrane
Molecular function (GO): protein binding; phosphatidylinositol binding
Source: RefSeq, a predicted model, not a curated record
GCGCUGCGCGCCCGGGCGCUGUACGACUUCAGGUCGGAGAACCCGGGCGAGAUCUCGUUGCGGGAGCACGAGGUGCUGAGCCUGUGCAGCGAGCAGGACAUCGAGGGCUGGCUCGAAGGGGUCAACAGCCGCGGGGACCGCGGCCUCUUCCCGGCCUCGUACGUGCAGGUGAUCCGCGCCCCGGAGCCCGGCCCGCCGGGCGACACCGGGCCGGGCGUCCCGGCUCGCUACGCCAACGUACCGCCCGGCGGCUUCGAGCCGGUGCCCGCCGCGCCGCCCGCCUCCUUCAAGCCGCCGCCCGACACCUUCCAGCAGCUGCUGCAGCCUCAAGCGGCACCGCUGCCCAGCACCUUCCAGCCGCUGGGCUCGGGCUACCCGUACGGCGGGGGCGCCCUGCAGCCGUCGCCGCAGCAGCUCUACGGCGGCGGUUACCAGGCCAGCCAGGGCAGCGACGACGACUGGGAUGACGAGUGGGACGACAGCUCCACGGUAGCGGACGAGCCUGGCGCGCUGGGCAGCGGCGCGUACCCGGAUCUCGAUGGCUCGUCGUCGGGGGGCGGCGCCGCCAGUCGCUAUCGCCUGUCCACGCGUUCGGACCUGUCGCUGGGCUCCCGCGGCGGCUCCGCGCCCCCGCAGCAUCACCCGUCGGGGGCCAAGAGCUCGGCGACGGUGAGCCGCAACCUCAACCGCUUCUCCACCUUCGUCAAGUCCGGCGGGGAGGCCUUCGUGCUUGGCGAGGCGUCUGGCUUCGUGAAGGACGGGGACAAGCUGUGCGUGGUGCUGGGGCCGUAUGGCCCUGAGUGGCAGGAGAACCCUUACCCCUUCCAGUGCACUAUCGAUGACCCCACCAAGCAGACCAAGUUCAAGGGGAUGAAGAGCUAUAUCUCCUACAAGCUGGUGCCCACGCAUACGCAGGUACCGGUGCACCGGCGCUACAAGCAUUUCGACUGGCUGUACGCGCGCUUGGCGGAGAAGUUCCCAGUCAUCUCGGUGCCCCACCUGCCUGAGAAGCAGGCGACCGGCCGCUUUGAAGAGGACUUCAUCUCCAAGCGAAGGAAGGGCCUGAUCUGGUGGAUGAACCACAUGGCCAGCCACCCGGUGCUGGCGCAGUGCGAUGUCUUCCAGCACUUCCUGACUUGCCCCAGCAGCACCGACGAGAAGGCCUGGAAACAGGGCAAGAGGAAGGCUGAGAAGGACGAGAUGGUAGGUGCCAAUUUCUUUCUGACGCUCAGCACGCCUCCCGCCGCUGCCCUUGAUCUUCAGGAGGUGGAGAGCAAGAUCGAUGGCUUCAAGUGCUUCACCAAGAAGAUGGACGACAGCGCACUGCAACUCAACCACACCGCCAAUGAGUUCGCGCGCAAGCAGGUGACCGGCUUCAAGAAGGAGUAUCAGAAGGUGGGCCAGUCCUUCCGCGGCCUCAGCCAGGCUUUUGAGCUGGACCAGCAGGCCUUCUCAGCCGGCCUGAACCAGGCCAUCGCCUUCACCGGAGAUGCCUACGACGCCAUCGGCGAGCUCUUUGCAGAGCAACCCAGGCAGGACCUGGACCCCGUCAUGGACCUGUUAGCGCUCUAUCAGGGGCAUCUGGCCAACUUCCCGGACAUCAUCCACGUUCAGAAAGGAGCUCUUACCAAAGUAAAGGAGAGUAGGCGGCAUGUGGAGGAAGGGAAGAUGGAGCUCCAAAAGGCUGAUGGCAUUCAGGAUCGCUGUAACACUAUUUCUUUUGCGACUUUGGCUGAGAUUCACCACUUCCAUCAAAUUCGAGUAAGAGACUUUAAAUCACAGAUGCAGCAUUUCUUACAACAACAAAUAAUAUUUUUCCAAAAAGUGACCCAGAAGUUGGAAGAAGCUCUUCACAAAUAUGAUAGUGUUUAAUGACUGGACAUUGGAUUGUGUACUUUUUCAGUUCAAGGAUAAUUUCUGCAGCAGAAUGAAGACUGCUAUCAAAGAGCUUUUGCCAACUAUCAGUGGUGGUACAAGGAUGGUUUUGUGUUCAACUGAAACUCUGCUGAAUAUAUAAUUACUUAGGAAAGAAACAGUUAAUAUGGUUAUGUAAUAGAAACAGUACCACACAUUGUAACUAAAUUAUACUAUGUAUGCCUACACUACCAUUGUAACUUUUGGAAUAAUGAUUAUACUAUUUGCCUUAUUGCUUUUUGAAGUAUGGGUAUUCUAGUGCAUACUUUGUAGACCUCAGAACCCAUGAAGGGUCUUGAAGAAGCUGGCUGGAAAAAGCCUGCUGCAGAUGCCUUUUUACUCUCAUAGAUUGGGAUUACCUAAAUUCAACCUAUUCUCUGUUUACAAAAUCCAACUAGAGCAGCUAUGCGACUUUG